Molecule: messenger RNA, 957 nt
Organism: Micropterus dolomieu (smallmouth bass)
Lineage: Eukaryota; Metazoa; Chordata; Actinopteri; Centrarchiformes; Centrarchidae
Gene: cmtm8b
Product: CKLF-like MARVEL transmembrane domain containing 8b
Exons: 4
Coding region: 15-527 (170 amino acids)
Biological process (GO): myelination
Cellular component (GO): membrane
Molecular function (GO): structural constituent of myelin sheath
Source: RefSeq, a predicted model, not a curated record
CUGCUGAGUGCAUCAUGGAAAGAGCCGUCGUGGUGUCGGCCCGCAGGACUCCCUCAGUACCAGAAUGCAACAUCUCUACCUCCACCUUGGCCUUCGAUCAGCACUUCACAACAAAUGCCAAAGGAAUACUCCUCCUGGCUGAGAUAGUGUGUGGUAUGUUAGUGUGGAUUCUGGUUGGGGGUACAGAGUAUUUUCAUGUGCCUGCUCUCUGCUGGGUGAUGUUUGUUUCCAUCUUGUGCUGGGUGCUGACCAUUUGCCUGUUUAUUAUUUAUCUCACUGGAGCCCACAGCAGAAUACCACAGGUCCCUUGGACUACACUGUCGCUGUGUUUGAACUGUGGUGCUACGGCUCUGUACCUGGUGACGGCAGUGGUGGAUGCUCACACAGUCAACCAGGCCAUUAGGGGGCGACACAACUACAACUGCUGGGCAGCAUCUGCAUUCUUUGCAUUUCUGACCACACUGUGCUACGCAGGAAGCGGCUGCCUGAGCUACCGUGCAUGGAAGACCACAGAAGAAGGACAAUAAUCGUGUUGCUUGUUCAGACUGUUCUCUGAGGAGCAUGUCUGAUGGAGAUCUCACUUCAGACGAUAGGCUUCAGUCAAAUAAAAUGCUUGUAUAAACUGUAAAUAUGGUCAUGAAAAGAUGGUAUUUUUAGUUGGAGUGAUAAAGACAGGAUUUGAAGGUGGGGUAUGCAAUUCUAAUGAAAUACAUGUAUUUUUGUACAAUUCAGCGAACAUCCCCUCAAGGUCUGCUAUUAGAAGUCAUCAAAAUUAAGUUUUAAGAUAAAAUUACUGCAUAAUGUUGCUGUAAAUGUCAGAUGAGCCUAAGCACAAUAAUCUACAGCAAUUUGUAGUGAAAAUCUUGUUCAUUUAGCUAAGUCAUCGGUCAUAGCAGAGCACUUGGCUGCAACCAGCAAAGAUGUUUAAUUUAAAUGAACGAUAAAAGGUGAUUGGUA